Bacillus rossius redtenbacheri is the source of this 1178-nucleotide messenger RNA. Its product is annotated as calcyclin-binding protein. The record is from RefSeq and is a predicted model, not a curated record. Bases 180 to 875 code for a protein of 231 amino acids. The transcript has 6 exons. Gene Ontology annotation, biological process: heart development. Gene Ontology annotation, cellular component: nucleus. Lineage: Eukaryota; Metazoa; Arthropoda; Insecta; Phasmatodea; Bacillidae. Gene Ontology annotation, molecular function: S100 protein binding; tubulin binding; ubiquitin protein ligase binding.
UGUACAUCGUAGGCUCUCCGGUUCUGUACCGCCUUUUUUCUUCGUAUAGAACUGUUCUAUGGAUCUAGGCUACACAACAACAAAAGUAAUUGAUUAUUGAGUGGUUGAAGUGUUAGUAUUUUUAUUUCUUUGUGAAUUAUUGAAAACAGUGUUGUGUGUUAACAAAUUUAACUUGAGAGAUGCCGUCUAAAUUGGAAGAGUGCCAGCGAGACCUGGAGGAGCUGAGGCGGCUGCUGGGGACCGCGGAGCGCCCGCGGGUGAAAGACGUGCUGCUGCUGGAGGCUCGCAGGCUUGAGACGGAGCUCGGAGCGCUGCGCGAGAAGGAGCGCGCCGCCGGCGACGUGGAGAUGAAGCCGGCGACCGCCGCCGCCACAGCCUCCUCCAAGCCCAGGUGCUACGAGGUCAAGCUCAACAACUACGCUUGGAAUCAGUCUGAUAAGUUUGUGAAGAUAUAUGUUUCCUUGAAAAAUGUCCACACCCUUGCCGAGGAAAGUGUCAGCUGUGAGUUCAAUGACAGGUUUAUGCAUCUCUAUGUGAAAGGACUAGACAAUAAAAACUAUUAUCUACCUAUCAACAACUUGCUGGAGGAAAUUGACCCUGAGAAAAGCUACUGGAAGGUCAAGACAGAUAACGUGGUGGUGUUCCUGGCCAAGAAGAAGGUGGGGACGAGCUGGUCGCACAUGACGGGCUCGGAGAAGCGCGCCCAGGACAACAAGAUGCCGAAGCUGGACUCGUCGGAGGACCCCACGGCGGGGCUCAUGGACAUGAUGAAGCACAUGUACGAGACGGGCGACGACGAGAUGAAGAGGACGAUCGCCAAGGCGUGGACGGAGAGCCGCGAGAAGCAGAUGUCGGGAGAGACCCUCAACUUCUAGCCAGCUCUUCCAACGCCAAAUGCAAUUGUCGGGUGCUGUCGAGCUAGUAGUACAGCAUCUCUGUGGGAAUAGUUGAGCAAGAAACCGAUUGAGAAGAUGGUGGAAGCAUGCAAAGUAACUCAUAAGUUUUUUUAUGUUAAAUAAUGUUCUAGGAUGUUUAGACUUUUUGCAAGUCAUCUGGAAACCUCUUUUACUUUUUAGACGGUUGUAAACCACAGGUAAAGUUAAUUGCUUUUUGUUUUCAUUCUUACUAUUUCUGUUUGUAACGUUUGUUAUGCAUAUAAUAAAGUAGUCAUUAAGAAA